Molecule: messenger RNA, 1157 nt
Organism: Entelurus aequoreus (snake pipefish)
Lineage: Eukaryota; Metazoa; Chordata; Actinopteri; Syngnathiformes; Syngnathidae
Product: piezo-type mechanosensitive ion channel component 2-like
Exons: 9
Coding region: 93-1157 (354 amino acids)
Source: RefSeq, a predicted model, not a curated record
CAUGGGAGAGAUCCAUAAGGCAAAUUGGAUUUGAGAGUGUGAUUGAUGCUGACGCCGGGAACGGUAUCCGAGUGUUCAUCCCAGACAUCGGUAUGUUCAUGGUGGGCUUGGCCAUCUGGAUGCUGUGUCGCAGUUUGGUCCAAAAGAGGCCGCCUGAGGACAUGGCGCAGGAUAACGCCGACUUCGAAGCAGAGGAACAAGAAGAGGACGAGAAGCUGAGCCUAGAAGACCACAUUUUUCUCGAAGAGGACUCUAACGGGGGCUACGAGGCCGAAGAAGACGAGGAAUCUGAAGGGCAUGAGAGUGAGGGAGGAGAAGAAGAAGAGGAGGAGAAAGCAAAAGAGAGGGUCAAGAUGAAGAUCCUGCGGUUGGUGGCGCAAGUCGCCUCCAAAGUGAAGGAAGUCAUCGGGAACUUAAUCACUACAGCGGGUCCGGUGGUGGUGACCGUCUUGUUGGGAAUAACGGGGAUGAUGCUACCCUCUUUGACCUCGGCGGUCUACUUCUUUAUCUUCCUGUUUCUGUGCACCUGGUGGUCCCUGCGGCGGACCUUCGACAAGCUGCUCUUCAGCUGCAUGUGCGUCCUGAUGGCCAUUUUCAGUGCCGGACACCUCAUUGUCCUCUACCUCUACCAGUUCCAGUCCUUCCAGGAUUCUGUCACGCCGGAAGACAGCUACAUCAGGUACUUUGGCAUGUCCCCCGUCAUUCAGAACGACUGUUCCAGGACUUGGAAGCUUAUCAGGAACACCAACCGCAAAUGGCACCACUUUGUAAACCCCAUCAUGCUGCUGGUCCUCUACUACACGCUGGCCACGCUCAUUCGCCUCUGGCUGCAGGAGCCCGUUGAUGAGAUGACGGACGACAAGGAGGAAGACAUGUGUGAGGAGGAGGAGGAGGAGCUGGUCGGAAACGGGACAAAUAACACGGCCAACAGGAAGAGGCAGCUGUGGUGGGAAUACCGGCAAGGCACCGAUGAGAAAAAUCUCCUCUCUACCCAGGACGGCAUCAGUACAACCGAGGUUGUACUCGCCCCAAAUGGUACAUCCUUCGACUUUGUCACCGAUAACGGCCCUGUCUAUCUGGACUUGUACUCCACCCCGCACUACAAAACGGACCAGUCCGAUAAUUGUACAGAGAAGGAGGACAUGUCCGCUCUAUGA